Messenger RNA from Hymenoscyphus albidus, 891 nucleotides. NCBI's taxonomy places the organism in Eukaryota, Fungi, Ascomycota, Leotiomycetes, Helotiales, Helotiaceae. The record is from the annotation of a GenBank genome assembly.
GUGGAUAGGAUGGAUGGAGGUGUGGAUAGGAUGGAUGGAGGGUGUUGAGUAAGUGUCUGUGAGUGACUUUGACUAAGACUCGAUCGGAUGCAUAAAGACCUCGGGGUGUCCUGUUCAUAGCUCUUGAUUCACUACUUCCAUACACAACUCCUUUCCUGCGAACAAAGUUUACCUAGGAAACUCUACCUGACCUCUUGAACAUCGCAACCGCGUCAUCAAAUCCCUCUAUCCCCUCCUCGAGUCACUCAGUUCCAACUUCCUCCAUCAAGUACGAAACCAAAUAUCCAAGCCUACGGAUAUCAAAAUGCCCGCCCAAGAAACCCACCAACCUCAAGUCCAACAGAUGGAGCUCCCAACCAUGGAGAACGGAGCUGCGGUUGAGACACAACAACCCGUUCGUUUCCCUUCUCCUCUCCACAAACCCAGGGAAGGAAAAUAACUAACAUUCUCCCAGACUGCUACAGAGAAGAUGACUGCUGAGCCCGUAAGCAUGCGUGGUGGUGGUGGAGCGGGUAUCUGCUGUGGCCUGUAAGAUAAUUCACCCUCUCUUCUCCCCUUCCUUUCCCUCAAAUCUCUUUCGCAAGAUAGAAGGAUCAGGAUAGGAAGAAGUAUGUAAGAUACAGUACUAACACACCGGCUACAGAUGCGCAGGACUCGCUUGCUUCGAGUGUCUCGAUUGCUGCUGUUAAACACCCCGCCAAAUGCUACAUAUUGAACGUACUCGAGUACGAGCAUGAAGUACGAACGCACAUGACAACGAAGACGACAAUUAGACAUGGGUAAUGCAUACACACGGUGUGGUGAGCUGUGAGAGGAAAGGAAAGGGAGGAAAGGACUUAUACCCCGGGAUGAAAAAGCGCCUUUCUUUUCCGGUUCCUUUUGGGUUGUUGU